Dimorphilus gyrociliatus is the source of this 1850-nucleotide messenger RNA. NCBI's taxonomy places the organism in Eukaryota, Metazoa, Annelida, Polychaeta, Dinophilidae. The record is from the annotation of a GenBank genome assembly.
GUUUACAAGCAUCAAUUCCCUUUUUAAGUUUAUAUAGUUUAAAGAAUAUCUUUAUCACUUAAUUAGAAUAUGAAUAAAUUAGCAAAACCGAUAACAAAAUAUUUAGAAAAUUGUUUUGGGAGUAAAUUAAAUGAAGAGGAUGAUAUGGACAAUAUAAAUUUACAAAAGAUCUGCAAUGCAGAAAACGAAGAGGAUACUCUCCGGAGUAUAAUUCAACCUAGGAAUGAAAGUGAUAAAUUCUUAUUUAUACUUUUUAAGAAAAAAAAUUCACUAUCUGUAUCUUAUCUUCGAUAUUUAAUAUCUCAAUUGCAUAUAUUCCAACCUAAAAUAAUAAUUGGUAUUAUAUUAUUAACGGUCUAUAAAAGAAUUAUUGAUGAGGAACCUAAACAAGCUAAAAUUAAUCAAUCAAAUCAGUUCGUUAUGGAAAGCUAUAACAAACUAUUCAGUCUGACCGAUUGGUACGAGAGACCUUCGACCAAAACCAAAAGGAGAAAACUUCUAAAGAGUAGCCCUUCAACAACUUUCGAUCAUAUUGACAAACUUGAUCACAAGAAGAAUAUAAAUCAAUAUGUUGCAGUUGCAGUAUUAGAAGAAAGCCUAUAUAUUCUAGAUAAUAUGUAUACGGUAGAUUGGAGAAGAACUCUAAUUCAGGAUGUUGUAGUGAGAGAUGAAGAGAAUAGUUACGAUAUUUCAACAAAAGCGGAGAGGUUGGUUGGCAUAGCGUCUUGUUUAAUUCAGAAAUAUCGUAAAAUUGCAAAUGCCGAAGUUCUAGCUGAUGAACUUUUAGAUGAUGAAAUAUUUCAUUGGAUGAAAGAUAUUAUGUAUACGACUAAACCUCUCAAAUUGAGGCGUCUAAAGGAAGUGUUAAACAAAGAUAGUACUGUAGAUCAAUUUACUUUACUAGUUAUUCAAUUAUUAUUAGACGGAGGAAGGGAAUUUAACGUUCGUUUGCUUUUGAAAAUGGAGGAAUCAUCAGUGAGAAUAAACCUUACGGAAAAGCAAGCUUUUGAUCUUCUCAUAAAAGGGAGCAACGUUAUUGAUCACUUAAUGAACAUAUACUUUGACGCUUUUGAGAAGAUCUUUGAGAAUAUCUAUGUUAUAAAAUUUGAUUCGGGUUCCGCUUUACCGGAAUUACCAAUUUUUCGAAAUAUCUUACAAUGCCCAAGAUUCAAACCCCGUCAAGAUUUAUGGGAUUCUUUCGUUUCUCCACUACUAGAACCGGAGAUAUUUCCUUCCUGGACAAAUAAUUCAAAGUAUACACCUAAUAUUAUUUUGGAUAUGUUUGAUGUAAUAUUUAAAGAAAGCGAAUCUGCAGCGGGACCCUCUCAGAGAAUGAUUAACUUUAUCUUUCAAAUUCUUAGUCGCAAUGUUUCCUCAUUAGUUGAUCUAAAAAUUGUCGGUCGAACUGAAGCUUAUCAGUACUACGCCAGUUUUUAUUGUAAGUUUUUUGCUCAGCUAGUCUUUUACGGCUUUCUGUUCGAUGAUUUCCGUUUAAGCCUAACAUUCCAUAGACAUGCAAGAAAACACAAUUUACACAUGAACUUCUUAUACGCCUAUUUAGAAAUGUGCAAUGAUAAGACAUUUCAUCAAAUCAUUAAGCAACAUAAUGGAAAAUGUUCAAUACGAUCUCUCUUCUCAAUAGCCAGAUGGAAAACUUUAAGAGCUAUUAAAAAACCUAUAAGGAGGAAUUUAAGAACUUAUCUACAAAGUUACGGUCUGUGGAGGAGUAAACUUUGUAAUAUACUCUGCUUUAGAACAGAAUUAGAUAAUAUAAAGAACAGUAUAUAAAAACACAAAGAAUUCUUAUAAUCGCCAUUUUUAUUAUGUAGAUAUGACCUUAAACUUACAAA